GCUGGGGACAGUGACACUGGGACAUGUUGGGAGCAGCGCUGGGAAGGGGACUGGUGGGGCAGGUGAGGGGAUUCAGUGCCAUGGCCAGCCAGGGGCUCAUCUUCAGGCAGUUAUUCGAACCGGUCAGCUGCACGUACACCUAUCUCCUCGCCGAUCAGAAGACCAAAGAGGCCGUCCUGAUCGACCCGGUGCUGGAAACGGCAAAUCGAGAUGCCCAACUCGUUAAAGAUCUGGGUCUGAAGAUGGUCUACGCGGCCAACACUCACUGCCAUGCGGAUCACAUUACGGGGACGGGGUUGCUGAAGAAGCUGCUUCCCGGGUGUCGGAGCGUUAUCUCCAAGGACAGCGGCGCCAUCGCCGACAUCCACAUUCAGGAGGGGGACGAAGUCAAGUUUGGGAAUUUUUUUCUGGAAGCGCGCUCCACUCCCGGUCACACCGACGGCUGCCUCACUUACGUCCUGAACGAUAAAAGUAUGGCGUUCACCGGGGACGCCCUGCUUAUCAGAGGCUGCGGACGCACAGAUUUCCAGCAGGGCUGCCCUAAUACUCUGUAUCACUCCGUGCACAGCAAGAUCUUCACCCUGCCAGACAGCUGCCUCCUGUACCCUGCGCAUGAUUAUAAAGGUCAGACUGUAACAACCGUGGAGGAAGAGAAACGUCUGAACCCUCGACUGACGAAGAGCGAGGGGGAGUUUGUGAAGAUUAUGAAUAAUUUGAAUCUGCCAAGGCCUGCACAGAUAGACAUCGCUGUGCCAGCCAACUUGAAGUGCGGCAUUCAGGAUUAGUGAUGACAUCACCGAUUCCCUGAUGACCUCGUUGAACUGGCCGGGAGAACCCACUCCUGUGCCUGCCUGACCUGUCUUGAAUUUCUAAAGCAACUGAAUUCAUCUUUGAUAUCUCUUCUUUUUUGUAACAAUAAUCGUUGACCUCAUCGUUGCGUUUUAUAAUAAUUCUGCUGGGUGCCGUAAGUCUCUUGAAUGUAGAGCGUUGGGGGAAGGGCACUUGUCGCUGUACAUAUCUGUAAAGAUUAUUUUUGAGAGUAAAAUGUUGAUUAAACCAUA
Molecule: messenger RNA, 1061 nt
Organism: Spea bombifrons (plains spadefoot toad)
Lineage: Eukaryota; Metazoa; Chordata; Amphibia; Anura; Pelobatidae
Gene: ETHE1
Product: ETHE1 persulfide dioxygenase
Exons: 7
Coding region: 24-785 (253 amino acids)
Biological process (GO): hydrogen sulfide metabolic process; glutathione metabolic process
Molecular function (GO): sulfur dioxygenase activity
Source: RefSeq, a predicted model, not a curated record